AGAGCUCAGUUGGCAUCAGAAACCUCCACGGUCCACACCGCAUCACGCCCUGAGUGGAAUGGAAGAAAACGACAAGAAAGAGCAUGGGGAGUACACAGGAGAGAUAAAGGGAGGGCUGCGGCCUUCAAUGAAGCUCGUUGUUAUGGGGAUUAUUAACAAAAAGCCCAAAAGCAUGGAGGUGACUCUUUCCAGUCACCCUCAGGAGGAAGAGGAGGAGGGGGACGUGGGUCUGCAGCUGAAGGUCAGCUUCAUGGAUAAAGCAGUCCAACGAAAUGCUCGCCUCGCUGGAAAGUGGGGAAAAGCUGAAAACACCCUCUCCUUCUUUCCUUUUGCAGCUGGAGAAUCCUUCAAGAUGGAAAUUGUCUGUGAACACCAGCAGUUUCGUAUCCUGGUGGACGGUCAGCCCCUCUGUGGCUUCUCCCACCGGUUUUCCCCGCUCGCCUCCCUCACUGCCUUACGAGUCUUUGGAGAUCUACAGCUCACCAAGGUGGCCUAACACCAGCGAUAGAAAAGAAAACUCACACAUAGGGACGUUCUGGGACAGUCAAAGAUUAGAAUAGAGUCAGUUUUUUAAUAAGAAUAAAUUUACCCAUAAUGGAAGUGGAACCUGCCUCGUAAUCACGUGUAAAGACAAAGUGCCUUCACUAGAUUACCUAUUUGGAGACUUGAAGAUAACGACCGACAGUCUAAAUGUCUUAAAGAAACCCAAGAAUGUGAUUUGACUAAGUUAGAAGCCAAUGAGGUCCAAGCUAGAAUAUUUUCCCUUGUUAGACAAACAUGAUGUGAUGGUAUAUCGGUUCUUUGUGCAUUAAAAAUCUCAGACUGAUGUCUUUGAUUUCUCUGGAGUUAACUUUUGAAAGCACUUAAUGUUUACGAGCGCCUGCAUGAAGAUGAAUGUUCCUGAAAACGAUUGUCAUUUGUGCCCGACUAAGUACUGUAAGGACUGUAAUUCACCAAAUUCACAUGGCAGCCUUUUCCCCAACGUCAUGUUCAGGAAGCAAAGCCUUUGUAAUGUUGUACAACUAAAUUAGAAUCCAGAUGAACAGGGUUAUAUUUCAAAUAUGAUAAUUUACAAGAACUACUUUUUUUUUGACACAAAAGAAAAGCAGGUUUUGAUUCUGACUUAAAAUCUGAUUUCAGUUUGAACCUUUUUCACCAGAUGCUGAAUGCGCAGAGAAGAAUAGAAAUUCUUUGUUUCUGUGUUGCAUACUGACAGAUUCAGAUCAGGUUAGUAUUUAACUGACAAGCUAUUGUCUAGUUAUACAUAGUACAAUAACACAACAGCAUCAAUCUUCAUGGAUGAGAUUUGAACACAGACGUUGCAGUUCCAAAAAUGGCCACUUGAGGCUGGAUCUAAAAGUGAGUCAGUCCCCAUAGAGGCCCAUAUUAAAAUCAUUUGCCAGGGUUAAAGCAAAAUUAAAUUGCUUUAAAUUAAAUGAUGUUUUGUUUUGUUUGUUUUAAACAAAAAAGGGUAACGCUAACAAAAAAUUAAACUCAAGCUUCUUAACUUACAUUUAACUAUGAUGUUGUUGGCCCUUUAGUCCAAAAUUUCAACAUAAAUUAGAGUUACAGUGUUAUACAGUCCUGUUGUGUCAUCAAAAGGGAUAUAUAAGUAUGGCAGUUUUCAGUAAUAGUUUACUUUUAAUAAAAAAUUAACUAACCGGCUGCCUGAAUUGUAAAACUUAAGUUUUGCAUUUCUAGUUGCAAGAAAAACUAAUCUUAGUCCUCUAAUGGUGACAACAGUACAGAAGUUUCUUUGAAACUGUCCUAUUUAAACUGUAGCGCUUGAGAAAUUAUGAACGAUCAGGAGCAUAAUAGUUGAUGCUAGCUACAUGCUAGUUGUCACAUAAGUUAACUUUGUUUAAUCCAAAUACUAAACAAGGCUUCAGUGUGGUUGAGUACUAACCAGUCAGGUACUGGGAGACAAAAACGAGCACAAGCAUUCAACCUAGCUAAUAUUCUUAGCUUAUAUUGAUGCUAGAUCCUUUCCCUAUUUAAAUACUAAUCAGUGUGCCCCAAAUUACAUACUUCUAUAGUAAAUACCAAAUACUUUUAGUACACGAGUGUGUAAAGUGCAUUCAAACUAAGAAGUAUACUCAAAUGUAGUAUACUAUUGGCACGCAGCAGAUAUUGCACUGUUAGCAUGCUGGCGCUAGUUAAUGUUAGCAAAUGCUAGCUAGAUAACGUGUUAUUAACAACAGCAGCACAUUUUAAUCAGAAAAAGGUAUGUAAGGCAAAAUAAGUUUGUUUUGAGUGCAUUACACUGUAUUUAAGGGUACAUGAAUACAGUAUACUAACAGAAAUUUGUGAUUUGAGACACACUGAACAAAUGACGAUGUUAUCUCUCUAGCUAACUAUAAAUGAGACAAAUGCUAUUGUUAGCUGUUGUCUUGUGUAGCUAAUGGGUUGCAUAUUUUGUUCUUUGAAACACUUUUAGUGCUCUUCCAGAUAGAUUAAAGAAACAUUUAAAUUAGCAUUUAUUUCCUAGCUUUAGCGGAAGCAGCAGAAUGCUAAAAUUAGCUUAAUAAUGAGUCGAAACAGAUUUUAUUUCAAUUUUGUCACAACAGCCCUGUACAGUACUGUAAAUACAGGCAAGAUAAUUUGCAUUAAACCAAUUACUAGCUAAUACUGAUGUUAGAUCUAUCCCUUCUCUGACCUAUUGUAGCCACUCCCGAGCUAGCAAGAAGCUUAAUUCUUAGUUUAGUUGUUGUCUAACUGCAGAUAAUAGGUUAUGUGUUUGUUUUUAUCUAGAAAUACCUCCAGAAUAACUAUAAUAUGAUAGGGUUAGCAUCAAGCUACCUCCUAGCUAAUGAGGAAGCAGUUGACUGAUAAAAUUAGCAAUUGUGAAAAUAUCAUGUAUGUACUUUUUUGAAAUUGUGGCUGAACAAGUUUACUUAAUAGUAAAAUUAGCCUUCAGCUACUAGCCAGCCAGGUAGGUAUGCUCAUGUCAGCUAAAUAAAAACAGCUGUCAUUGCUACAAUUAUUAACAUUUCUUAAUUUUAAAACCUGAAAUUCAGUAAAACAUAAUUAGCAUUAGCAUUUGAGCUUCUCAACUGAAGAGUGACGUCGGAGAAAAAGUCUGCCAUGUGAAUGUGGUAAAUAAUGUAAAGACAGUUUCUGUAGCGUACGCUAGUGCAUGCCAGUAACAGUUUAUUUCAGAUUAAAUACACUAGAUUAUGUCACACAUUGUUAUUAUCACUUUGUGUUCUUUCUCUUUUUUGAGCUUAGCACUUUUUAUGUGAAAGUUUCAUAUUGA
Molecule: messenger RNA, 3256 nt
Organism: Cheilinus undulatus (humphead wrasse)
Lineage: Eukaryota; Metazoa; Chordata; Actinopteri; Labriformes; Labridae
Exons: 4
Coding region: 59-496 (145 amino acids)
Molecular function (GO): carbohydrate binding
Source: RefSeq, a predicted model, not a curated record